Messenger RNA from Neurospora tetraspora, 718 nucleotides. Its product is annotated as 60s acidic ribosomal protein-domain-containing protein. Gene Ontology annotation, cellular component: cytosolic large ribosomal subunit; ribosome. The record is from RefSeq and is a predicted model, not a curated record. Gene Ontology annotation, molecular function: structural constituent of ribosome. Lineage: Eukaryota; Fungi; Ascomycota; Sordariomycetes; Sordariales; Sordariaceae. Gene Ontology annotation, biological process: translation; cytoplasmic translational elongation. The coding region runs from base 134 to 466 and encodes 110 amino acids. The transcript has 4 exons.
UCGGGUCCCGUCCGCGAACUUCUUUCCGAAACAGUGAACUUCCACCCCCAAGAACCUAAGAAGAGUCUUUCUCCGCCACAACUCAGCGGUUAAACUUGAUUGACAUCUCUGGUUCUCCAGCUCAACAGACAAAAUGAAGCACUUGGCCGCUUACCUCCUCCUCACCCUCGGUGGCAACACCGCCCCCUCUGCCGCUGAUGUCAAGGCCGUCCUUGAGUCCGUUGGCAUUGAGGCCGACUCCGAGCGCCUUGACAAGCUCAUUUCCGAGCUCGAGGGCAAGGACCUCAACGAGUUGAUCGCUGCUGGUUCCGCCAAGCUCGCUUCCGUCCCCUCCGGCGGUGCUGGUGCCCCCGCUGCCGGUGGUGCCGCUGCUGCCGCUGGUGGCGCUGCUGAGGAGAAGAAGGAGGAGAAGGUUGAGGAGAAGGAGGAGUCCGACGAGGAUAUGGGCUUCGGUCUCUUCGACUAAGCGUCUCCUACCAUUGUCCGGUAACAUGGCAUGGUAUUUUCCGAGAAACCUUGACGGAUUGUACACGCGGUUCAAAAGUCACCUGCAUCACAUUCGCCUCGACGGCGACGGCAGAGCUGGAGUUCUUGGGAUUACAAGGGCACGUCUUUUAUAAGGGCGUCAAACGGCACAUAGGCGGAACAAUACAAGUCGCAAGGCUUUCUUCGGACCUUUUUCUCCCUUCGUGAUCAUUCGUGCGUGCUGCGCUGUUCU